This is a messenger RNA of Aplosporella prunicola CBS 121167, 2799 nucleotides long. RefSeq lists its product as uncharacterized. Gene Ontology annotation, biological process: regulation of DNA-templated transcription; DNA-templated transcription. The record is from RefSeq and is a predicted model, not a curated record. Gene Ontology annotation, molecular function: DNA binding; DNA-binding transcription factor activity, RNA polymerase II-specific; zinc ion binding. The transcript has 2 exons. Bases 245 to 2677 code for a protein of 810 amino acids. Gene Ontology annotation, cellular component: nucleus. Lineage: Eukaryota; Fungi; Ascomycota; Dothideomycetes; Botryosphaeriales; Aplosporellaceae.
CAACAUACUUUUGGUCCGCACUGUUUGCCAGCAGCGCACAGUACAAAACUCUCGAGAUCGUAGCCGGCACAAUCUGUCUAAAAGGAUUCGCGUAGAGUCAAUCAGGGGCGGCGCGUCAACCAUCGGACUGCUUGAGAGCCAACCCAAAUCCCCACCAUUGGAUACUUGAUAAGACCAGAUUCAAACUGACGCUUAAUCUGGCUUUAAUCAUCUGUCACUCUCACGUCUUUGUAAAGCUUACAAUAUGGCCAUGAAGUCACAGUCUACCUCGUCUUCCAGCGUGGGGCUAUCGCCUGACGCUCAGUUCAGAGUCGUCCGGAAGAGGAACAGGGUGCCGUUAUCAUGUGCACCUUGCAGACAUAGGAAACUCAAAUGCAAUCGGGGUCACCCUUGUGACAACUGCACAAAGCGUGGUGACAAUGCGUCAUGCACAUACGCCACCCCUGGUAACCGCAAGAAGACUUCAUCUACUAACAGUACUGCGUCCUCCCCUGAUGAUAUGCAAAAUCGAAUUGAUCGCUUGGAAGGACUUGUCCUUUCGCUGAUGACAAACGGCGCUCAGUCGGCUGGGCCGGCCGCGGCAGCGGCAGCAAUUGCCAGCAUGAACCAGAAUGGAGGAAGCAUCAGUGGAAGUUCUGCCGAUGUGCCUCUUGAUGUUGAUGGGCCAGCCAUGAUCAAAGAGGAGCAAGAGCAUGAUGACAGUGACGUUGAACAGGUUUCUAAGUCGAUGGGCAUUAUGAAAGUAGACAACAACAAGGCUUUCUUCGCUUCCGAAGCCCAUUGGUACGCCAUUUUGGGCGAGAUCACUGAAGUCAAGAAUUACUUUGCCGAGCACAAGAAACAAUACGACGAGCAGCUUCUCCGACACCAGACAACAUAUUCGGACGAGAUAAAGCCAGGGACCGCUUUCUUGUUUGGAGCUGUCCAGCCAGCAGAUAGGGCGGAAAUCAUGGCUGCGUUUCCUCCGAAACAAACGGCAGACCUUCUCAUCACCCGCUACUUCAACGUAUAUGAUCCCGCUUUUCACAUUGUCCAUGGUCCGACUUUCCAAAAGCAAUACGACCGACACUGGCUUAACCCCGAUGAAACUCCAACUAUAUGGUUUGGAAUGGCAUACGCGAUGAUGUGUAUAGCUCUUCAAUCCUACAAUCGAGGAGGGGACGAGCCGCCUGAGUACCGUGGUAAGACUUGGGAACUGUCGGGUGACUACAGACGGAGAACAGUACAGUGCAUCCUUAAAAGCGAUAUAACUAUGCCAAUCACGUACAUGCUGGAAACGCUCAUCCUUCAUGUUCAAGCCGACUACUCUCGUAGUAGAGAUGCCGAGGUCGGCGUCCUGAUAAGUUGGUCCAUCAUCGUCCGGUUGGCGAUGCGCAUGGGCUAUCACAGAGACUCCAACCCCUAUCGAGCAUUGUCACCGUAUCAAGGAGAAAUGAGGCGACGAGUAUGGUUGGUGGUUAGAACGAUGGACCUCUUGUUCUCUCAGCAAAACGGACAGCCGCCGAUGAUCAGGUCGAGUGAUACGAACACUGAGCUACCUCGAAACAUCUACGAUGACGAGCUCUUCGAGGAGAUGAAGGUGCUUCCCUCAUCGCGACCGUUGUCAGAGGCCACCCCAUGUUCGUACAUGAUCACCAAGGCGCGUUUGGUGUACGCUUUUGCAAAGGUCGUGGAGGAGUCGCAAGUAUUAAGCUGUACAUCGUAUGACGGCAUCACCAAGCUGGACCAGCGGUUACGGGAACUGCACGCCUCGACACCUCCGCAUCUGCAGAUGCGGUCGAUGGAAGAAUCUGCCCGGGAUCCAGCCACGCUGAUCAUGCAGCGUUUUAGUCUUGAACUUCUUUACUUGAAGGCGCAGUGCAUGCUCCAUAAGAAAUUCCUCGGUCCUUCGCGAGAAAGUGCCAGAUACGCGUACUCGCGUCGCACUUGCAUCGAUGCGUCGCUGGCCAUGCUCCGGCAUCAGGUUACUAUCUACCAAGAGACGCAACAAGGCGGUCGUCUUCGAACUGUCAAGUGGUUCAUCACGUCGCUCACGACAAAUGAUUUCCUCUUGGCAGCCAUGGUAGUAGCUUUGGAUCUGCACCACACAUCCGAGGCGGAACGAGCCGGUCGUUCACCGCCGAGCGAGAUAUACGCCUGGCCCCAGGAUCGGCGCGACGAGAUGCUCUCGGCCAUCGACCGGGCAGUCAAUAUAUGGGAAGGGCUGCGCGAUGGGUCCAUGGAGGCAUACAAGGCGCACGCGACUCUGAGUGUGAUGCUUGACAAGCUGAAAUCAUAUCAGAGCCUGCGGCAAGCGCAACAGAAUUUCGCUGCGGCGGCCGCCGCCUACCCUGCCACAGCCAACCUUGAAGACGCAAACGUAGCGCCAGAGCAUUCAGCCGCCAUGACGCUGGGUAUGCUGAGUACCGGCGCUUUGACUCCCAAUAGCGCAAACAUGUUUGACAAUCGCCCCUCAUACCCAGCAUCUAUGGGCAAUAUUCUCAACGAUCCGUUGCCUCCCGUUUCGCAAGGCACGGGUCUGACGCCGCAGUACACGGGCCCGGCUGUCAGUGGUGGUGACCAGGCGGUUGCCGGUUCGGGUGCUAGCCCGUUUUCACAGCUCUUUGGCACGUCGAACUUGGGAUUCCAGAACAUGGAUCUGCCGACCACGAAUAUCGAUUGGGUAAGUGCUCACUAGGGCGCAGGGAAGGAUGAAUAUACCGUGAUGAACGUCUCGCUGACAUGCCGCGAUGUGUAGGAAGCGUGGGACUCGUACGUGCAGGGCUCGGCUGGUGACCCUACGAACCAGUUGUGGCCUAU